AUGCUGGUGAAUAACGUACCCGAUGAAAAUGUAUUGAAUAGUCCACCACAAAUUAUCAUUAAAAAAGAGAAUAUUGGAUUAGAAGAAUAUCAACAUCAAAAAUUUCAGUACAAUUUAUUCAAUAGCAUUAUUAAACAUGAUCAUUAUUAUGAAGAAUUAAGUAGAAUUAAAGAUCGUUUGGAUAAAAAUGCACCAUGUAUGCAACAAGUUAUUCAUACGGAUAUGAAACGAGCUAAUAUAAAUAAAAUUUAUGAACGAAAACUUAAUCGUGAUUUAACUGGACCGAGAGGUUUAAAUUGGCAAUACAAACAAGAGUUACAACGUUUGCAAAGUAGCGAACGUAAUGUGGAACGUGAUUUGAUACGUCUUAAACGUGAUCUAGCACGAGUCUCGUUUUUGUCUUCAUUGAAUCAGUGUCCAUUGUCAUUUGAAAAUAACGAUAUUACUCAAGUUCAAUCAGAACAGGUAUUAACCGUUAGUGGAAUCAAUUCACCAGUUCAAUCACCACAAAAAAGAAGCAUUAUUCUACGACGAUCAAUUUCAAUGAAUGGACCCAGAACAUCAGCAAGCCGUUUGUCACCCAUUCAUCAAAAGCGAUUCUCAUUAAAUCAUCCAACUUCAAUCAGUGAAAAGUUUUCGAUUGAAAAACAACCAAGCUGGAAAGGCAAUGAGGAUCGUUCUAAUCUUCAAAAACAUGCUGUUAUCAUCGAUCAAGAAAAACGAGAAAUUGAACAAAAAUUAAAGCUCUUUUUACACUAA
Molecule: messenger RNA, 759 nt
Organism: Rotaria socialis
Lineage: Eukaryota; Metazoa; Rotifera; Eurotatoria; Philodinida; Philodinidae
Source: the annotation of a GenBank genome assembly